AUGGUUGUUGUACAUUACAAAUUGAUUUUUGAUUUUUCUAAAUUACAUUCAUUAAAUGUCAAAUAUAAACAUGAUAAAAGUCGAGAUUAUGCAAAUCCAAUAUUACUACCAAGUGAAAAUUCUAAUGAACCUAUUUCAAUUGAUGCAAGAUAUUUGACAGAUAUUCCAAAUAUUUACGGUUCACCAAUAAUGACACUUACUGAAGCUCCAUUGACAACACCUUCUGCAAUAAAUAAUGGUGCUAUUCAUCUUCCAACUUCAACAGCAACCAUGUUAAAUGUAAGUCAAUUAGCUCAACAAUAUACGACAGCAGUAGCUUGUCAAGUUUUAAAUAGAACAAAUCCUACGACAACAUUAUUAACAACAACUGGUACAACACAAUCACCAUCAUCAUUAUCAACAUUACAACAACCAUAUCAUCAACAUGCACAAAUAAUAAGUCCGUAUAUUACUUCCAGUUUCAGAAUCAUCAUCUGUUGAACUAUGUGGAAAUAGUAAUGGUAUUGGUGUUGUUAAUGAGAAAACCGCAACACUAUCUCCACCUUCUGCUCUGUAUUUUUACAACAACAGUACACUCAUCAUGUACUCUGUUGACUUUCUGCGCUUGCGACAUAGAAUAUAUCAUUUCAUUCUUCUUAGAUUUUCUUUAUUUUAUGUAUUAUAUACAUAAUGUGGUGCUGUUUUGAACACUAUAAUCUCUCAUUGAGCUCCUUUUUUCUUCUUUAUAAGCGAGUUCUUCCGCUUUCUCUUACUUUUUCCUGUGAAUUUUUGUUUUACUUUAUAUUGCCAGAACAAAUGACAAUCAAAGAAUAAUGCUACUGUUUGCAUUUAUAAUCUUUUAGUCUUCAUUCUUUGUUUUUAUUUGUUUUUCAAUUGAAUUAAGCUGGAAAAUAAUGAUCUGCAGAAUUUAUACAGUAUCUUUGGUUGUUUUUUUCUUAAAAUUUUGCAAGUGUGAAUGACUACAUCCUUUCGUUUUUGUUUGUGAAUACCAUUUUCACUUUCUCAUGCAAAUAAAACUUAUGUCCCUGUUCUAAUUAAUGCUGGUCCAUUGAACUAAUUAUUUUAAAAGGUAAAAAAAUAAUUCUAUGAAGUAUAAUCUCACACUUUCUUCUUCCUUUUUUAUAUCACAUAUCAACACAUUUACACACGUACAUAUAUAUUCUCUUGUAUUUACGUGUGAUAUGAUCAGUUUUAUCCCAUUCAUUUUUUUUUCUAAGUUAUCUUUGCCAACUACUCUCCUUUUUUUUCUGUAGAUAUUUUUAUUGAACACUAUAGAUAUGAACAAUAAUAAUAUGAUUAUUAUUCUUUUAUUUUUAUCUAAUUAACUCUUCGUAGCUGUCCCGAUUUUGUAACUAUGUAGCUGUCCUGGGGUCCGCGCAGAUCUAUCUAUAAAAAAACAUCAAACGUGAUUAAUAGUGUUUUCUUCAACUCUUUUAUACAUGUAUGCACUAGCAUUAGACUAGAGAUUAGAGAAGGACAAUGGUCGAAAACAGGAAGUAUUAAUGGAGUAAUACACGAAAAACUGCAAAGUGGGUCCGUUCGAACCCCAGGUCAGCUACGAAGAGUUAAUGGGGAUUUGUUCGUGUCGUAUUCUUUUCUUUGCCAUUUAAAUAUACAUUUAUCCCAUAGAAAUCAAACCAUAUGUGCCAUUUUUAAUCUUAUUCUUUUGCUCGAUGCCAAGACAGAAUUAUAAAUUAUUCUAGAUAAACAUAAUACUGCCCUACCAAGUGAAUAAUGGGGAAAUAGUCAUUAAAAUGCAUUAUUAUCCAUAGCCAGACCAUUUCGACCAUUAAAAUGCAUCUUUUUUAGAGAAUAAUGGUAAAAUAGGCACUAAAAUGCGUUUCGAUGCAAAAAUGAUCCAUUUUGACCAUUUCAUAAACACGGACUUGAUUUUUUUGGAGUUUCAAACUGACUUAAACAAUACUUAUGGUUUCUGAAACUGAGAUGGAUCAUUAAUAAUUACUUAAAAAACAUACAUAUUUUACACAAAAGUCAAAAAAAUUUUUCGAAAAUUCUGUAUAAUCUCCCUCAGACAAAAAAAACGGCCUUUUUCCAUUUCAUUUUUGCAUCACUUAAUACGUUGUUUUAAAAAGCAAAAUAUACCAGGAGAUGCAGCGUGAAAAGAACUACAAUUUACAAAGUAAAUCUUAUUUUAAUUCUGUACUUUUUGUUUUCAAAAAAAGCAAAAUUGUGUGCGACCAAUUUUCGACGCUG
Rotaria sp. Silwood2 is the source of this 2214-nucleotide messenger RNA. NCBI's taxonomy places the organism in Eukaryota, Metazoa, Rotifera, Eurotatoria, Philodinida, Philodinidae. The record is from the annotation of a GenBank genome assembly.